AUGUUUCCUAUGGUAACUGAGUUCAUGAAUUAUGGCCAACAAACAGUACGAGCUGCAAGGUAUAUUGGUCAAGGUUUCAUGAUUACCUUAUCACACGCGAAUCGUUUACCUGUAACUAUUCAAUACCCCUACGAAAAAUUGAUCACAUCCGAGCGUUUCCGCGGUCGAAUCCACUUUGAAUUUGAUAAAUGCAUUGCUUGUGAAGUAUGUGUUCGUGUAUGUCCUAUAGAUCUACCCGUUGUUGAUUGGAAAUUGGAAACUGAUAUUAGAAAGAAACGAUUGCUUAAUUACAGUAUUGAUUUCGGAAUAUGUAUAUUUUGUGGUAAUUGCGUUGAGUAUUGUCCAACAAAUUGCUUAUCAAUGACUGAAGAAUAUGAACUUUCUACUUAUGAUCGUCACGAAUUGAAUUAUAAUCAAAUUGCUUUGGGUCGGUUACCAAUGUCAAUAAUUGACGAUUACACAAUUCGAACAAUUUUAAAUUUGCCUGAAAUAAAAACUUAA
Helianthus annuus (common sunflower) is the source of this 501-nucleotide messenger RNA. The record is from the annotation of a RefSeq genome assembly. Lineage: Eukaryota; Viridiplantae; Streptophyta; Magnoliopsida; Asterales; Asteraceae.